CACCCGGCCAGCUCACUCGCCGCCCGCGGACUGGCCACACGGAACCGUCUCCGCCCGCUCCCCGCCCCCGCAGCGGCCGGGCUGGAGUCGGAGCCGCGCCCCGCAGUUCCCGGCCGCGAGGACGGGCGCAGCUCGUGCCCGGAGCCCGGAGCCGACUCGGAGAGCGCGGCGCCGGUCGGGAGGAGCCGGAGUGCGGCCGGGCGGGACAGUGGGGGCGCCGGCCUGCCCCGCGCGCCCCAGGCAGCGGCAGGAAUGUGACAGUCGCGCGCCCGCGUUCCGGAGCACUCCUCGCUCGGCUCCUAGGGCUCUCGCCCCUCCGAUCUGAGCCGGGUUCCGCCAGGGGCUGGGAUCCUCUCACCCCCGACAGCCACCGGUCCACGUAGGAGGAAGAUGCAGCAUCGGGGGACUAGGUAGAUGCUCCCGCUGAAGAUGGUGAUUCCCUCCUGAGAAGCUGGACUCCUUGGUAAAAGUCAAGGCCUUCUCCAAGGAGAAUAUGAAAGUGUUACUCAGACUUACUUGUUUCAUAGCUCUCCUGAUUUCUUCUCUGGAGGCUGAUAAAUGCAAGGAACGUGAAGGAAAAAUAAUUUUAGUUUCAUCUGCAAAUGAAAUUGAUGUUCGUGCCUGUCCUCUUAACCCAAAUGAAAACAAAGGUACCAUAACGUGGUAUAAAAAUGACAGCAAGACACCUAUAUCUACAGAACAAGCCUCCAGGAUUCAUCAGCACAGAGAGAAACUCUGGUUUGUUCCUGCUAAGGUAGAGGAUUCAGGACAUUACCAUUGUGUGGUAAGAAAUUCAUCUCACUGCCUCAAAAUUAAAAUAACUGCAAAAUUUGUGGAGAAUGAGCCUAACUUGUGUUAUAAUGCACAAGCCAUAUUUACGCAGAAACUACUCAUUGGAGGAGAUGGAGCACUUGUCUGCCCUUAUCUAGAGUUUUUUAAAGAUGAAAAUAAUGAGUUACCUAAAAUGCAAUGGUAUAAGGAUUGCAAACCUCUACUUCUUGACACUAUACAUUUUAGUGGAGUCAAAGAUAGGCUCAUCAUGAUGAAUGUGACUGAAAAGCAUAGAGGGAACUAUACCUGUCAUGCAUCCUACGCAUACUUGGGCAAGCAAUAUCCUAUUACCCGAGUAAUAGAAUUUAUUACUCUAGAGGAAAACAAACCCACGAGGCCUGUGAUUGUGAGCCCAGCCAACGAGACAAUGGCAGUAGACUUGGGAUCCCACAUACAAUUGAUCUGUAAUGUCACUGGCCAGUUGAGCGACGUUGCUUACUGGAAGUGGAAUGGGUCAUUAAUUGAUGAAGAUGACCCAGUGCUGGGGGAAGACUACUACAGUGUGGAAAAUCCUGCAAACAAAAAAAAGAGUACCCUCAUCACAGUGCUUAAUAUAUCGGAAAUCGAAAGUAGAUUUUAUGAACAUCCAUUUACCUGUUUUGCCAAGAAUACACAUGGUGUAGAUGCAGCUUAUAUUCAGUUAAUAUAUCCAGUCCCUAAUUUCCAGAAGCACAUGAUUGGUAUAUGUGUCAUGUUGACAGUCAUAAUUAUGUGUUCCGUUUUCAUCUAUAAAAUCUUCAAGAUUGAUAUUGUGCUUUGGUACAGGGAUUCCUGCUAUGUUUUUCUUCCAGUAAAAGCUUCAGACGGAAAGACCUAUGAUGCAUAUAUACUGUAUCCAAAGACCACUGGGGAAGGGUCUACCUCUGACUGUGAUAUUUUUGUGUUUAAAGUCUUGCCUGAGGUCUUGGAAAAGCAGUGUGGAUAUAAGCUGUUCAUUUAUGGAAGGGAUGACUAUGUUGGGGAAGAUAUUGUUGAGGUCAUUAAUGAAAACAUAAAGAAAAGCAGAAGACUGAUUAUCAUUUUAGUAAGAGAAGUAUCAGGCUUCAGCUGGCUGGAUGGUUCAUCUGAAGAGCAAAUAGCCAUGUAUAAUGCUCUUGUUCAGGAUGGAAUUAAAGUUGUCCUGCUUGAGCUGGAGAAAAUCCAAGACUAUGAGAAAAUGCCAGAAUCUAUUAAAUUCAUUAAACAGAAACAUGGGGCUAUCCGCUGGUCAGGGGACUUUACACAGGGACCACAGUCUGCAAAGACAAGGUUCUGGAAGAACGUCAGAUACCACAUGCCAGUCCAGCGACGGUCGCCUUUAUCCAAACACCAGUUACUGUCACCAUCUACUAAGGAGAAACUUCAGAGGGAGGCUCACAUGCCUCUUGGGUAGCAUGGAGAAGUUGCCAAGAGUUCUUUGGGUGCCUCCUGUCUUACGGCAUUGCAGGCCAGGCUGUGCCUCAUACUGACUUGUAGAGUUUAUGGAAUGUAACUGUAUCUUCCUUUAUCUCUGAGGUCACCUUUAAUCAGAUUGUUAAGGGACUAAGCCAUGGCAUCAAUGGUAGGCCAGGGCACUUCGAAGUAGAGGGCUUGGGAAGAUCUUUUAAAAAGGUAGUAGGCCGGGCAUGGUGGCUCACGCCUGUAAUCCCAACACUCUGGGAGGCUGAGGUGGAUGGAGCACCUAAGGUCAGGAUUUCAAGACCAGCCCAGCUAACAUGGCAAAACUCCGUCUCUACUAAAAAUACAAAAAUUAGCUGGGCAUUGUGGUGCACGCCUGUAAUCCCAGCUACACGGGAGGCAGAGGCAGGAGAAUUGCUUGAAACCGAGAGAGGGAGGUUGCAGUGAGCAGAGUUCAUGCUACUGCACUCCAGCCUGGGCAACAGAGCAAGAUGCUGUCCCUCUGCCCCCACAAAAAAGCAGUAAAUGCCUUUUCUGAAUGUUUGAACUGCCGAGAAAAGGCAUGGAGACAGCAAACUAGAGGAAAGAGCAUGCAGGAAAUGGCCGCCAUCUAUAGAUGGCUUUGUUAAGUCAUCCACAGCCCAAGGGCGGGGCUGUGACUUGUCUGGGGACCCUGUAGAGUCACUGGCCCUGGAGUGGCUCUCCUGAGCAGCACAGCAGGCGCAGUGAGAUUGACACCUCACUGAGGAAGGGAGACGUAUUCUUGGAGAACGUUCCAUUUGCUUGCAUUUUCCACACACAUCUCCAGCCAGAAGUUAGUUUCCAAAGACCGAAUUUUAUUGUACAGAUCUUGAAAACUGUCACUUCAGUGAAAAAAGAGAUUCUCCAGUAUUUCAAGGAUUUGAAGUUAUCUUCGCUUUCCGCAGAAGAGAGAAAACUUUAAAAAGCAACGGUAGCAGGGAAUUGAUCCACUUCUUCAUGCUUUCCUCCCUGGCAUGACCAUCCUGUCCUUCGUUAUUAUUCUACAUUUUACGUCUUUGGAGGGACAGCUCCCUGGUGGCUUCCUUUCUCUUCAUUGUCCCUGGCACAGCUAAUGCAUGAACCAUCCUUCCUGGGAUGCUGCUCUUCUGUCAUCCCGCUCCUGCUGAAACACCUCCUGGUGGCUCCACCUGUUCAGGAGCUGAAGUCCAUGUUCUCCUACCAGCUUCUCUCUCUCCAGCCAGACUCCCUGCUCUGUCUGCCAGCCUCCCCUCACUGUCCCGCUGUGUGAAUUCCCAGGUUGGCCUCGUGGUCAUGGCACCUGCCCCCAGCACUCUUCUGUCUUUGCUCUUGCCUGGCCCCUUCUUCCUCCUCUGCCUAGAAGGACUUCUCGCAUUUUCUCUAGCUGAUCAGAAUUUUACUGAAAUUCAGAACAUCCCCCAAUUCCACAGUUCCCAGGAGACUUUCCCUAAAAGGCAACUUUCUCUCCAGUCCUCUCUUUCCAGUCAGGUCCAUGGCAGUGAUGGCUGUGAGCAUGUCAUGGAGGCUGGUCUCUCUCCAGUUGGAAUCACUGCCCUCUGUGGGAGAGGCUGUGGGUGGCUGUCUCUGUCCCCCACUGCCUUCCAGGAGCAAUUUGCACAAGUAACAUAGAUUUAUAUAGUGCUUUAUUGUUAAAAAAAAAUCCCCAAUUAUCUUAAUUUUUGCAAUUAUUCUAAUUUUAUAUAGAGAGAAAGUGACCUAGUUUUUUUUUUUUUUUUAUCACAUUCUAAGUUCCAUUGAACCCAGGACUUGAGCCUCCAUUUCUGGCUUUUAGUCUGGUGUUCUAAGUACUUGACUUCAGGUCAGUAACUGUCCCCCUCACUCUACACUGGCACUUUUGUGAGAAGAAAUGACAUUUUGCUAGGAAGUGACCCAGUGUAGGAAUGCUUUCAUUUAAGACACCAGAUUCCAAACUUCUGAAUGUUGACAUUUUCAAAAAUUAUGUUUAGAUUUUACAAAAAUUUCUUCUACUUUCAUAUGUUCUUUCCCUAAAGGCAAACAUUUCUUCAUCCAUUGAAAAUGAAAGCACUUCUUUUUGGUUAUACACACACACACAUGCACACACACACACACACACACACACACACACACACAUAUAUUAAAUGGGAUGACAGGCCUCAGAAGAAUUGGAGAAACCCUGGAAAGUCACAAAGCUAAAUUUGUAUGCCAAUGAUUGCAGGACACAAGCACAGUUUUACUAGUUGUAUGAAUAUGGACAGGCCUUCUGGUGUUUAUAUUUCUGGUAUUUAAUAUGAGUGAACACAAAUUUUAUUUGGAAUAAUCAUUUUCCUCCUAAACAAAAAGACCCUGAGUUUAAGUCUCUGACUCUUGCCUUUCUACUUGCUUUCUCCUGGGUGCACUCUGCGAACUCGAAGGAACAAUGUUUCUCUGAAGCUGCUGUUCCAGCAGACAGAGCCUAGCUUUCAUUUGGCACACAGACUAUAGCCAGAAGCCCAUGGAGCAGGGAUGCCAUGUCCUGAAAAGCCUAUUAGAUGCUUUACAAAUUUAAUUUUGCAGAUUAUUUUAGUCUGUCAUCUAGAAAAUGUAUCAGCAUGCAUAGUGCCAAGAAAGCAAGCCAAUUUAGAAACUUCGAUUAGUGACAAAAUUGGCCAGAGAGUGGGAGUGGUGAGGACCAAGAAUUACAAGUAGCAUGGCACCUGGAACUUAAGGAGAGACAAGAAUCAAUGGGUAAAACUGGGUGGAGGAGGGGCCAAACAGAAAAGUGCAAAGUCAUUCCCCAUCUUCCAAGGAUUGGAUUCUGGAGGAAGAAGCAUCAUUCCUAGUUCCCCCUGGACUUCUUUGACUUGCUGUCCCCCACCAAAAACAAAACAAAACAAAAAAUCUUUAAUGCCUUCCACAUUAAUUAGAUUUUCUUGCAUUUUAUGGCAGUUUUUUUAAGAGAGCUUAAGUGCUGAAGAAGAGUUUGCAAAUGCAACAAAAUAUUUAAUUACCAGUUGUUAAAACUGGUAUAGCACAAUUUAUAUUUUCCCUCUCUUGCCUUUCUAUUUACAACAUAACAAAAGGUAUUGAGCCAUAUUUUAAAUGACAUUUUUGAUAAAUUAUACUUGUAAUGGUUAAUGAUGAAGGAGUUUUUAAAAAUCUGUUUAUAUAAUUUUGCCGCAGAAGCCAAUUUUUUAUAUAUUAAAACAUCAAAUUCAUGUACAGCAUGCAUCAUGGAUCAAUUGACUGUACUUGUUUUCCAAUAACAAUUUCAAACUUUGUAAUG
Molecule: messenger RNA, 5452 nt
Organism: Saimiri boliviensis boliviensis (Bolivian squirrel monkey)
Lineage: Eukaryota; Metazoa; Chordata; Mammalia; Primates; Cebidae
Gene: IL1R1
Product: interleukin 1 receptor type 1
Biological process (GO): regulation of inflammatory response; interleukin-1-mediated signaling pathway
Molecular function (GO): interleukin-1, type I, activating receptor activity; interleukin-1 binding
Source: RefSeq, a predicted model, not a curated record